Messenger RNA from Octopus bimaculoides (California two-spot octopus), 573 nucleotides. RefSeq lists its product as uncharacterized. NCBI's taxonomy places the organism in Eukaryota, Metazoa, Mollusca, Cephalopoda, Octopoda, Octopodidae. Gene Ontology annotation, molecular function: nucleic acid binding. The record is from RefSeq and is a predicted model, not a curated record.
AUGGGCGAUGGAUUUACUUCUUUUGACAAUUGCGUUACCGAUUUUAAGAACGAAUAUCCAAAUGUGCCUCCGCCAACAGAGCAGGCGAUUAAUGUUCUGAUUAAAAAGUUUAGGAAGACGGGCUCAGUUGAAAAGAAGAAACCCGUUCGCCGACGUAUCCGCCUUUCUGAUGAUGUUGUGGAAGAUAUCCGUCAACGAAUUCUUCGCAGUCCCAGGAAAUCUGUGCGACGUUUGUCUCAUGGAACUGGAUUAUCUGUUGGCAGCUGCCAUACUGCUCUUCACAAAUCGCUGAAAUUGUACCCAUACCGCGUGUCUUCUUUACGUGAACUUAUUCCUGCUGAUUUUACCAAAAGAUUGGAUUACUGCAAAUGGUUUCAAGAAAACCUGGAUGACAACCAACUUGACAUGACCCUCUUCAGUGACGAGGCUUGGAUUCACCUAUCGGGAUACCUAAAUUCCCAAAACACUCGCAUCUGGAGUGCUCUCAAUCCUCACGGGUUUGUCGAAUCACCCUUACAUGCAGUGAAGAUUGGUGUAUGGAUGGCUAUCAGCAGGCGAAGAACAGCGUAUUAA